Messenger RNA from Carlito syrichta (Philippine tarsier), 2195 nucleotides. It is a transcript of the gene CFAP410, whose product is annotated as chromosome unknown C21orf2 homolog. The transcript has 7 exons. NCBI's taxonomy places the organism in Eukaryota, Metazoa, Chordata, Mammalia, Primates, Tarsiidae. Gene Ontology annotation, molecular function: protein binding. Bases 53 to 952 code for a protein of 299 amino acids. Gene Ontology annotation, biological process: cytoskeleton organization. The record is from RefSeq and is a predicted model, not a curated record.
GCGCCGCCCCGCCCCCUCGAAGAUCAGCCAAUGGGCGCGCAGGAUCCGCCCCAUGACGACACGAGCCCCUCCCCUGGAGACGCGCGCCACGCAGCCGUCACCGGCCAAGGGAGUGAAGGAACUGAGGGGUGUGGGGCUGCCGACGGCUGGGCGUAGGGUCCGCUGCGCGGCCGCCAUGAAGCUUACGCGGAAGAUGGUCCUGACCCGUGCCAAGGCCUCGGAGCUGCACAGCGUACGCAAGCUCAACUGCUGGGGCAGCCGUCUCACAGAUAUUUCCAUAUGCCGGGAAAUGCCCAGCCUGGAGGUGAUCACCCUCAGUGUCAACAGCAUAUCAAGCCUGGAGCCCAUGAGCCGCUGCCAGCACCUGAGUGAGCUGUACCUGCGGAAAAACUGCAUCCCCAGCCUGACUGAGCUCUUCUACCUGAAGGAGUUGCCGCGCCUGCGGGUGCUGUGGCUAGCCGAGAACCCGUGCUGCGGCACCAGUUCCCACCACUACCGAAUGACCGUGCUGCGCACCCUGCCCCGCCUGCAGAAGCUGGACAACCAGGCUGUGACAGAGGAGGAGCUAUCCCGUGCAUUGAUGGAGGGAGACGAGAUCACCACCCCGGGCAGAAUGGGCAUGGACAAUGGCUGCCCUGAGCCAUCCUACACUCUGGGCCCCAUCAGCUCUGCUGCCGAGACCAACCGGGACUUGCUGGGCAACAGCGAGGAGGAGGCAGACAGUGACCAGGGCCAGCUCUGCCAGAAGCCCCUUUCCCAGGACCAGUUUCCUUCUUUCUCACAAAGGGACACUUCCAGCAGUCACAAGAACAGGAAUAUCCUGACCGCCAUCCUGCUGCUGCUGCGGGAGCUGGAUGUGGAGGGGCUGGAGGCUGUGCAACAGACAGUGGGCAGCCAGCUGCAGACCUUGCGUAGGCGGGAGCGACCAGAGCUGCAAGAGCAUGCAAAGUGACCAUCCUGGGAACCUGGACAGGCCCUCUACAUGGAGCCCAGUGGCUCCCUGGCAGCUGGGAGCUGGAGAGCCACUGCUGCAGCCCCACAUGGAAACCAACCUGGUUUGCUACACAGGCUGGGGAUAUUGGGAAUGUCUGACAGGCUGAGUGACCUGGCUCCUGUUUCAGCGGCCAAGGAGGAACCAGCAGGGCUGGGAGAGAUGGCUGCUCACACCAGGACGUCUGGAACUCCCUUCUGUGCUUGGUAGGAUCUGGGCUCCGCUUGGCACUUCUUAAAGAGAGGGCUGGUGGGCAUCCUUCGCAAUAAAGCAUUAUCCAAAUCAGAUAUGGAGGCGCUAGCUCCCACAUAGCAGGCUGGCCCUGACAUUCUUCUGAGGUUAGGCUGUGUCUCGGCAUGAGAGGGCACAGUCAUGAGCGGCUCUGCUGCUUCAGUCCUUAGUCCUCGGACAGGUUUCUGUGGCCCACCAGAGACAAUUGGAAUGGUGACAUCCCUGCUGACAGCUGACUUGGCUCGCCAUUGCCUGCUUCUGUUGAGAAUAUUUUUUUUGGUGCAAGGUGGGACAUAGGCACCCUCUCUCCUCUGAAGAACAUUGCAGGAGUUGGGGCGUCCACCUGGCUCCAAGGGAAACCUAGGACUGCAGCCCUGCUCUAUUGGCUCCAGGCAUGGCCACCAGAAGCAGCUGGGCAUCUGAAAGGUUUUUCUCUGGAAGAGCCACAGGUCUGGUGAGGAUGCCAGAGUUUGGGCAAUGACCCAAAGCUCUGGGACUUUCCUAGUGUCCCCCAAAAGGAUGCAAUCACAUGAAAGGGGAAGAGUGUAGCCUUUGAGCCACUAUGGAGAAAAAUCAUCUGCUGUGGUGACACAAGUGGAACUGAAGCAAGAGGUGGCUUUCCCUCUGCCCCCAUCCAGUUAGGAGUUGGAACACAGAUCUCCAUCAUGCCCACAUCCCCAACAGACUGAGAGCAUGUUGGGUUGUGUAGUGACAGCAUGGGGAGACCACUGCUUGCCCAAGCCUGGCCAUGUGCAGACUGUCACACCAUUUGAAGAAGAAGCUGCAUGCAUCUUGGUAAGAUCCAUUUUCAGAAUUGGCAGGAGCCACUGCAGCUGGACCUGGAAGCUUAGGGAAAGGAAUUUUGUCUGUGGGGUGCUUCGUAAGCUCUUGGGAGGAUGGGAGGCAGCACUGGGAACUCCUGGGGCCUGUCCAUGCCUCGUUGUCAUGUGAUGUCAGAUGCUCAGUUAAUCUC